AAGAUAUCACAAUCAAGAUGAAGGCAAAAGAUGAUUGUGUGACUGACCAUUUAGUUGGGAUAGAUGAUCAAGUGGAAGCCGUGAUGGACUUGUUGGGCUAUGACUUUGGUUGUACACGGUUUCUUGGAAUUCAUGGCCCUGCUGGUAUUGGAAAGACAACCCUUGCCAAGGCUCUCUUCAACAACCUCAUUCCUAACUUUGAUUGGAAAUGCUUCCUACCAGAUAUCCGUGCAUCAUCACGCCGCCAUGGCCUAUUACUUCUGCAAAAGAAACUGCUAUUUAACAUCCUCGGUGACACCAAAAAAGAAAAAAAAAACAUCCUUGGUGUUUCGACCAAAAGAAAAAAAGAGAGACCCUCGGUGAAAAUUCGAUGGAAAAAAAAAGAGACCCUUGGUGAAACCAAGUCUAUGGUUGACAUCAAUGACAUUGAUGAUGGAAUGAAGGUUAUCAAGGAAAAACUUCAUGAUAAGAAGGUUCUAAUUGUUUUGGAUGAUGUGGACCAUAGGGAACAACUUGAGAAGCUAAUUGGCAAGAUUAGUUGGUUUGCUACAGGAAGUAGAGUCAUAAUCACGACAAGAGACAAAAGUAUCCUAGAUAGCAGUGAGAAAAUUAUACUUUAUGAAUUGAAAGAAAUGAAUUCUGAUCAAGCACUUCAGCUUUAUAUAAAUCAUGCAUUCAAAAGAGAAUCUCCUAGAGACAAUUAUUAUGAAGGAUUUUCAAGGGACAUUGUUUCUACUAUUGGAGGACUUCCUUUGAUUGUUAAGGUCAUAGGUUCAUUUCUUCAUGGGAAGCACAAAACUGUAUGGAAAUAUACACUAGAAAAGUUAAGGAGCAUUGCUUGUGAAGAGGUCCGUUGGAAGCUGAACAUUAGCUAUGACGCCUUAAAUUUCAAGCAAAAGCAGAUUUUUCUUGAUAUUGCAUGUCUGCCCUUCCAUGAGGAGGAGAUAAAUGCAUCUUAUAUGUGGGAAAAUUGCAACUCUUUCCCACAAACAGAAAUUGAAGUCCUUAGUUCUUUGGCAUUGAUAAACAUUUCACCGGAACGGCGGGUUAUGGAUGCAUGACUUGCUAAAAGACCUAGGGCGCCAAAUUGUCCAUGAGGAAAACCUAGAUCCAAGGAAAGCAAAGCAGAUUGUGGAUUUCUGAGGAAGCUGUGGACAUAUUGAAAACAAGAGAGAAUAAAGGAAAUAUUGAAGCACUCAGUCUAGAUGGAGAUCCUACUCUACUCAUCUUAACCGAUGAAGAUUUCUCAAGGCUGCCAAAUCUAAGAUUCCUUGAAUUAGAUGGGGGGAGCUUUAUCGGGGACUUUACUGGUCUCUUUUCAAAGCUAAGAUGGUUUUCUUGGUGCCAUUUUCCUCCAGAUUUAAUUACAACUAAUCUGUUCCCACAAAACUUGGUUGUCCUCCAACUCUCCGAAUUUAAUGAUGCCAAUGCUUGGGAGGGGUGGAGCCAAAUUAAGAUGCUACACAAUUUGAAGGUUCUACAUUUGACACGUCUAAAUAUGAUCAGAAUCGACUUAUCCGGGUGCUUUACUUUGGAAAGGUUAAUCAUCGAAAAAUGUCAACAAUUGGUUCAAAUUGAUCACUCCAUUGGAGAGCUAAAACAACUGGCUUACUUGAAAAUUGAGGGUUGCCACAAGCUAAAAGAUCUGCCUGGCGAAAUUGGCUUGCUAGUGAACCUAAAACACUUAACCUUGACCAACUGCUCAGUGUUAAGGGAUCUCCCAAGCUCGAUGGAAAAGCUAAAUUCGCUGAUCAAGUUGGAUAUAUCAUUCACAUCAAUUGAAUACUUACCUUAUCCUCUUGGAUAUCUAAUGACUUCGGAUGAGAUAAUUAUUGAAGAUUACCAACAAGCAGAGUUUCCUUCAGCCAGUGGGUUGGCGAUGGAAGAUUGCCAACAAGCAGAGUUUUCUUCAGCCAGUGGGUUGGCAUUGAAGCUUGAAGUGGUACGUGCUAGAUGUUGUUCUAUGGUGCGAAGUUUCAAGUGAAAUUGGGAAUUUGUCCUUUUGAGAAUCCUAGAUCUAUCAUACACUUCCAUUCGUCUAGUGCCAGAAACAAUUGCUGCGCUCCCUCACCUAGAAGAACUGAUUCUUAGGAACUGUGAUAGCCUGCAAAAGUUGCCGCCGCUUCCCCCAAGUUUGACUCAUCUACUUGUUAGUUCUCGGUCUUUGGAGUCUAUUCCAGAUCUAUCAAACCUGACUAAUAUAGUUAAUCUUCUCUUAUCAAAUGGCAGAGUUCCUCCAUCAUUGCCUCCAUCGAUCCUCACCGAAACCUUUAACUUAGAGUGGAUUGGGAAGUUAUGCAAGUUAGGAACUUUGGAACUGUGCCUUCCGACCUUUGCCUUGUCGCCAACUGCAUUGGGUUCUCUUUCUUGUCUAAGAAAACUUCACAUGUCUGGCCACCGAUACCCGAACUUUCUCAUGCAGCCCGUUGGAUCAACAAUGCAUGGAAAUCUCAGCUCAAUAACAACUUUCCCAGGUUUAUCCAACUUGAAAAAUCUAAUAGUUUUGAAGCUCUGUUGCUCUAUGGAAAUUGCGAUCCAACUUGGCGGGCUAGAGCAGUUGAGACAUUUAACUGUCAGCAGCUUUCGACUCCUUGAAACUAUAAUAUUUUCCUCCCCAGGCCUGAAGAAUCUAAAACGAUUGCAAGUAGAGGACUGCGAUGUUGAGAGAGAUUCAUGGUGCUGGGGCAUUGGAAACAUUGGAAAGCCUGAAGGUCAACUUAUGUCCGUCAAUUACAACGUUAGGUGAUCUGUCAAAACUGCAGAAGUUGGCGGAAUUGAAAAUCGAACAUUGCGAAGAGCUACAGGGUUUUGAGGGCUUUGACGAGUUAGGUUGUUUACGUCUCUUUGAAGUGAUCCAGUGCCGCUCCUUCGAAUAUUGGACAAAUGCAUUGGACACAAUGGUACCAGAUGAAUGCCAAGUCGUAAUACAAAGUUGUAAGAAACUAGGCACAAUUCCUGAGGAUGGCAUGCUUUACAAGGAUUAUAGAGAUAUGUUUCUUGCAAGGAUCAAGUCUGAUUCAGAUGCGGCCACAUCCUACAAUAAGGGAAAGCAAGUAGAUGGUGAUGAGGACGACGAUAUGCCAGAGAUUGUGGACAUGCCGUUGAGGGAAGACAGUGACUAUGAAGAAGAAAAACAGGAGCAAGAUGAUGGUGAUGGGGACCGCGAUCCGCCAAAGGUUGUGGACACGCUAUUGAAGGAAGACUCUGUCGUGAAAGAAGAAAUAGAGGAGGUGGCUGAAACGGAAGAGAAAAGGCAAGUUGCCAGUAUCGAAAAAGAUGUUGGAACUGAUGAUCAAGUAAACCGCAUCAUGAGCUUGAUGAAUAUUAAUGAUAUGGAGCAGCGGAUCGUUGUCGUCAUUUAUGGAAAAGAUGGAAUUGGCAAGACGACUCUUGCAAAACUCAUAUACAACCGAGUGUUCUGUGAUUUUGAUGGUUGUAGCUUCCUUACAGAUAUUAAAGAAAAAACUCAAGCAUUAGGAGGGCUUCGGCUUUUGCGAACUAAGUUGAUUUCCGAUAUUCUAAAACGGGAACUUGAGGAUGUUGCUCUUGUCAAUAGGGGAAAUGAGUUUUUCAGGGACUUAUUUUGCGACACGAGAGUCUUGAUUGUCCUUGAUGAUGUGGAAAAUGUGUUUGAUGUCCAGCAACUCAUCGGAAAUUGCUUUAAUUGCUUUGCAUCUGGAAGUAGGAUCCUGGCAGCAUGCAUCUAUACCAACUUCUUCCUCACAUGGCAAAUGGUCUGUUCAUGGUAG
Molecule: messenger RNA, 3749 nt
Organism: Eucalyptus grandis
Lineage: Eukaryota; Viridiplantae; Streptophyta; Magnoliopsida; Myrtales; Myrtaceae
Exons: 7
Coding region: 2658-3749 (363 amino acids)
Biological process (GO): defense response
Molecular function (GO): ADP binding
Source: RefSeq, a predicted model, not a curated record